Molecule: messenger RNA, 2582 nt
Organism: Mobula hypostoma (lesser devil ray)
Lineage: Eukaryota; Metazoa; Chordata; Chondrichthyes; Myliobatiformes; Myliobatidae
Gene: nsun3
Product: NOP2/Sun RNA methyltransferase 3
Exons: 6
Coding region: 315-1373 (352 amino acids)
Biological process (GO): rRNA methylation
Cellular component (GO): mitochondrial large ribosomal subunit
Molecular function (GO): RNA methyltransferase activity
Source: RefSeq, a predicted model, not a curated record
AGGUUGGAGGCUACCCAGACGGAACAUAAGAUGUUGUUCCUCCAACCUGAGUGUGGCUUCAUCUUUACAGUAGAGGAGGCUGUGGAUAGACAUAUCAGAAUGGGAAUGGGACAUGCAAUUAAAAUGUGUGGCCACUGGGAGAUCCUGCUUUCUAUGGCAGACGGAGCGUAAGUGUUCAGUGAAACGAUCUCGCAGUCUGCCUCAGGUCUGGCCAAUAUAUAGAAGGCCACAUCAGAAGCACCGGACGGCGUAUAUCACCCCAGCCGACUCAUGUGAAGUGUCGCCUCACCUGGAAGGACUGUCUGGGGCCCUGAAUGGUAGUGAGGGAGAAGUGUAAGGGCAUGUGUAGCACUUGUUCCGCUUACAGGAACAAUAAGAAUAAAAAGUCUCAGAUCAGACAGAAAUCACAGAAACAAGUUUGUAUACCAGCUUUGGAAUAUUUUGAUAAAAAAUACGGGCAUGACCAUGGAAAGUUGUGGGACAAAGUCAGAGAAGUGCUGCUGCUUCCCUCCGGCUGGCAGUAUGGCGUACUGGUGAACAAGUUCAGCCACUGUAUAGCAUUGGAACAACGUCUUCGAUCACAGGGAUAUUGGAAUUUUGUAGGAGAUGCGUUACCAUUUUCCCAGCAUUCAUUACGAUGUUACAUCAGCAGGACCCAGAACCGGUUCCCAAGACUAUUACAUCAUGCUGAAAGGUUAAAGGAAUAUUACUUACUGAAUGCAGCCUCUUUACUGCCUGUCCUUGCAUUAGGUGUCCAAGAUGGAGAGUGUGUGUUAGAUAUGUGUGCUGCUCCUGGAGGAAAAUCUGUGGCAAUAUUGCAGUCUGCCACUCCACGUCACUUUCUUUGCAAUGAGCAGGACAAUUUGCGUCAGAAGUGGCUGAAGCAAACCCUUGAGUCUUUCGUACCUGAUGCCAUAAGGGGGGUAAUAUCUGUGACGAACCUGGAUGGAAGAGUCAUUGGCCCACAACAGCCACAAAUAUUUAACAAGGUGCUGGUGGAUGCACCAUGUUCAAAUGACAGAAGUUGGUUGUUCUCUUCUGACAGUCUUAAAGCUCGCCAAAGGAUUGCACACACGCCGAAUCUACCUGUUUUACAGAAGCAGUUACUGAGGUCAGCUCUUGAGGCGUUGUGUCCUGGAGGGACAAUGGUUUAUUCUACGUGUACACUAUCUCGAGCAGAAAAUGAUGAUGUUGUGGCCUCUCUCCUGAAUUCUUGUGACAACGUUCAGACUGUGGAUUUAACAGACUUGGCAUGUUCCCUUGUUCAUAGCUUUACAUUUGCUGAAGGUGUACAGCAUGGACUGUUAGUUGUGCCUGAAAAGGAUAAAACUUGGGGCCCAAUGUAUGUCAGCAAAUUAUGGAAGACACAUUGACUUGAAAUCGAGGUAUGAGCUCAAAAGAUGGAUAUGCGUGAUGAUAAUAUAAUAGGCUGAGCUAAUUUAAGACUUUUGUUAACUUGCAGAAAUUUUAAAAAUUGCCUCAAAUAAUUGUAUACAUUAAUAAAAUUAAAUUUUUCAGAUGUGAAUGAUUUACAGAAUUAAUAAUUUUUUGUAAUUAUUUAACAAGAAAAGAUUGUUAACUUAUGAUAAAUUACAGAAUAUGGUACUAUUUUACUAUUUUGUAAAAUAUGUUGUUUUGUGCCUGAAGUAGUUCUGGUGUUAUUUUGCUGAAAAUCAUGAUAGAAAUUGUGUGGAAUACCAGAAUUGUCAUUUACAGUUAAUGAGAUUCCAGGUAAUGCAAAGAUCAGUAAUUUCCUGAAGCCUAAUACAGGUUUCCCCCGCCAUCCGAAGGUAGAGCGUUCUUAUGAAACAGUUCGUAAGCAGGAACGUCGUAAAGUGAAAAAGCAAUUGCCAUUUAUUUAUAUGGGAAAAAUUUGUGACCGUUCGCAGACCCAAAAAAUAACCUACCAAAUCAUGCCAAAUAACACAUAAAACCUAAAAUAACAGUAACAUAUACUAAAAGCAGGAAUGAUAUGAUAAAUGUACAGCCUAUAUAAAGGAGAAAUACUUUUCUACAAUCAUUGCCGCACUGUCCACCUUAGCGAAAAUCUCAUGCAAGCGCUCUAGGCAGAAACGGCUGCUCACAGGCACGUGUUUAAGCAAUGCUGGCUGGAAUGUAGUUCCAGGUGAGGAGCUUGGCUGCUCGGGGUGCACUACCUUUUUUCGUAUCAGUGAAAACACCUUCUGUUAGCGAAAACAGGUAGCUAAUGUAGGUCUUUCGAAACAGCGAGGUUUCGUAAAGUGAACAUUCAAAAAGUGGAGGACACUUGUAUUCUGCAUCCCAUGGUGCUUGAAGGAGUAGCCCUAAAAAUUGUGGGUAUUUUCCAACUUUUUUUGAACUUUGGAGUCAUUCCAUCGGAUUGGAGAAAAAGCUGACAUUACCCUAAUAUUUAAAAAGUAGAGAGGAGCAUGGAUAUCUUGUUUCAUUUAUAUAGGGCUUUGUUAAGGAAGUACCUUGAGUAUUGAGGCAACACACAUCAAAGUUGCUGGUGAAUGCAGCAGGCCAGGCAGCAUCUCUAGGAAGAGGUACAGUUGACAUUUCAGGCCGAAACCCUUCGUCAGGACUAACUGAAGAAAGAGCUA